AAGGAUUUGAACAACAGGACGAAUUCGUCGUAACGCCCAGCCGUUGCCACAUAAAGUUGUUUUUCCCGGAACCCUUGGGCAUGGAGGGUUUCCUCAAGCAGAAGUGCGGCAACCAGGACGGGCAGGGCGGCACCCAGCAGGUUCGCGGCGUAUUCAAGUGGGGAUUCGCCCGACGCUCUGGUGCUACGUUUGCUGGCUGUCAUCUCGCAGAUCACUUUAAAGCACGCCCUCGAAAUCCGUGAGUUGCAGGCCGCCAAGUUCCGCGUCAUUCUGAUGCCGGUGAUGGCUCUCGCAGUGCAGGCCAUGAAGUCUGCAACGCAGCAGUUCGCCGAGGAGUUCCGCGCCGCCGCUUCGGGGCAAGGGACGGCGCCGGUCGGCGAGCCCCACGCUCACGCAUGGACGGCUUUGGUGAUGAACGCGGUGACCACCACCGCCCUAGAGGACCCGCAUCUGAAGCUUCUCUCGGCACACGGGUCUGCUAUGAAGACCCCCGAUCACAUUCUCCCACGCAUCCAUGUCUGCAAGGUGAAGAUCGAGAAGGGACAUGUGAAAGUCUACCUCGCCACCAAAUCGUCUCCAGACUGCUUGGCCCCGGCGGGCGCCGCCAUCGCCCACCUCCUCAAGCAGGGCGGCAAGGAGGAGCAGGUCCAGGCUCCGCGUCGUCUAGUUUAUUCAGCGGCGUGCAUUUGAGCGGCU
Prorocentrum cordatum is the source of this 696-nucleotide messenger RNA. The record is from the annotation of a GenBank genome assembly. Lineage: Eukaryota; Dinophyceae; Prorocentrales; Prorocentraceae.